This is a messenger RNA of Sitodiplosis mosellana (orange wheat blossom midge), 766 nucleotides long. Its product is annotated as histone H3.3A. Bases 179 to 589 code for a protein of 136 amino acids. Lineage: Eukaryota; Metazoa; Arthropoda; Insecta; Diptera; Cecidomyiidae. The transcript has 3 exons. Gene Ontology annotation, molecular function: DNA binding; structural constituent of chromatin; protein heterodimerization activity. The record is from RefSeq and is a predicted model, not a curated record. Gene Ontology annotation, cellular component: nucleosome.
UUCUCUCAUUGUGUGUUCUCAGUUCGUAGCGUAAACACAGCAACUCGUGUGAGUCUCUUCGACCGCCUAAAUAACAAAUAAACACUAUUGUUGACAACAGACCAAGCUAAGCGUGUGUGUGCGUUGGUUCCCGCGAAACAGUAAUACAUUUUUCCAAAAGACGAAACAUUAAUUGACAAUGGCCCGUACCAAGCAGACUGCUCGUAAAUCUACUGGAGGAAAGGCUCCACGUAAACAAUUGGCCACCAAAGCUGCCCGUAAGAGCGCCCCAUCGACCGGUGGUGUCAAGAAGCCACAUCGUUAUCGUCCAGGUACCGUCGCUCUUCGUGAAAUCCGUCGUUACCAGAAGUCCACCGAAUUGUUGAUCCGCAAGUUGCCGUUCCAACGUUUGGUGCGUGAAAUCGCUCAGGACUUCAAGACCGACUUGCGUUUCCAAUCGGCCGCCAUCGGUGCUUUGCAAGAAGCCUCCGAAGCUUACUUGGUUGGAUUGUUCGAAGACACCAACUUGUGCGCCAUCCACGCCAAACGUGUCACCAUCAUGCCGAAAGACAUCCAGCUCGCUCGUCGUAUCCGAGGCGAACGUGCUUAAGGACUGUCAAUAUUAAUAACAGUGGAUUUUACGUAUUCGUUUUCAAUUAUUUUGCAAACCUUUUUUUUCUCUUCAUUACUAAAAAUAAUUGUCUACAUUUGAUAAGCAAAAAAACACAUUUGAUUAAAUAAACCAUAAAUAAAACUAACGACGUCCGACUUAAAUUUCUUAGACGAA